This is a messenger RNA of Phycomyces blakesleeanus NRRL 1555(-), 2301 nucleotides long. RefSeq names its product fungal-specific transcription factor. The transcript has 5 exons. Gene Ontology annotation, biological process: DNA-templated transcription. Lineage: Eukaryota; Fungi; Mucoromycota; Mucoromycetes; Mucorales; Phycomycetaceae. The coding region runs from base 1 to 2301 and encodes 766 amino acids. Gene Ontology annotation, molecular function: zinc ion binding; DNA binding. The record is from RefSeq and is a predicted model, not a curated record.
AUGUUGGGUGCUGCGGCUCGGUUUGUAGAAUGCGAAUCGCAUAGCCAGAGAAGCAAAGUAUACAGACCUCCAGACACAGCAUGGGAUGUCCCACUUGGUUGGUCAGAUCAAUUCUUUGACAAGGCUCAGGCUCUUAUAUCAGCAUCAGCCGCACAUCCCACACUUUCCAAAGUUCAGGCUGUUAUUCUGAUACACAAUCACAGUGGUAACAUGGAUUCAAAGUCAUCUGCAUGUUGGUUAAUGGGUGGUCUCGCAAUUCGACUGGCACAAGGCCUUGGUCUAAAUAGGAAUUGCGAAGAAUGGGAUAUAUCAGAGAGUGAAAAGCAGACUCGUAAACGAUUGUGGUGGGCACUGUAUGUCACGGAUAGGUUCCAUUCUGCUUCUCUUGGUAGGCCAAUCAGUAUCCGUGACGAGGACAAUGAUGUGGGGUAUCCAGACGCCACAGCUAGCUGGAGAGAAGUUCUGGAUUUACCCAAAGAAUUGGAUGGGAAGGAAAUUACCCGCUUUCCUUCAGCCACCUACCAACCAGCCUCAAUUGAGGGUCGAGUGGAGUUUUAUCAGUUGUUUGUCCAGCUUGUUAAACUAUCAGAGAUCCUGGGACGGAUCCUCCAAGGCCUUUAUACCCCAAAGGCACAGAAAGUGAGCCACGACCACGGCAGUGAUGCGAUAGUAUCCAUGCUUGAUCAUGAAUUGACCGAGUGGCGAUUUGCUUACCCAAAGGCACUCGAGUCUGCUCAUUUUGAUGAUUUCAAUGAAAAGGAUGGGUAUUUGGCACCAGUUUCAGCUUCAAUUUUGCUGUGCUAUUUCAGUCUGUUGAUCUUGCUCCAUCGACCGUUUAUUGAACGUAUCUCACCUGGUAAGACCAAAGCCCGGCCGUCGUACUCCUCAUUCAGGAUUGGAACCAGUGCAGCAACUCGGGGUAUGCGAAUUGCGUCUCAGAUGAAAGUCAGAGAUUUCCUGAUGUUCCCUUAUUCGUUUGGUCUGUACCCGGUUCUGCAGUGCUGCCUGAUCCACAUGUACAACACCAAGAACCCUGACAUCCGCAUCUCGUCGCCUGCGAUGUCGGAUCUGGCCAAGGGUCUCGCGCUUGUGGAGCGACUUCAGGAAAUGUCAAGUACAGCACGCCGCCUACACGGACUCUUGAGUAUUGUGAUGAGCAACAAGGAUAUUGAGGUCGGGAAACCUGCCGCUGUGGACCACAGUGAUGACCGAAAGAAUUCGAUUCAAAGACAAACCGAAGUAGAACCGGGAUCGUUAUCAUUAUCGUCGUCGCUGUCGUCGUCGUCUGCGGUGGCAGCAUCACCGUCACCUCAAUUGCCGACAUCAUCGCCAUCAGCACUAUCAUCCAGUCGACCUGCAACGAUGCGUGUAUCGGAUGUCGGUCGAGGAAUCUUGAGACAAACUCAACAUCAACAUCAACAACAUCAACAUCAACAACAUCAACGCCAACGCCAACCUUCAAACUCAUCAUGGAUUAGUUCUGUACACAAUAUGAACCCACCACCAAAAUCACUUUCUCACCCAUUACCUCCUCAAUCUAUGCCAUAUACAAACAACAACAAUAGUAGUAAUAGUAAUUAUAUGUAUUCUCAACCCGGAUUAUCGGAAACUAUGAUUUCACCAUUCGACACCCAUUCGGCCACUUCUACACCUUCGCCUACAUCAACCGGAGAAGCAUUCACACUAAAGCAGUUUGGAUUCAAUAUUCCAGGAGAACAGAAUAUGGCUGACCUUGAUUCUUAUCAACAGAAUAUGUCGAUAUUUUCUGGGAUAGAUUUCUUGCCAUCGUUUUCAAUGUAUCCGCCCUUUGGAAACGAACCACGAUCUCUUGAGAUCAAUAAUGUUACUGGACAGAACAAUGUCAGUCUAUCAUCAUCAACAACAGCAGCAACGACAGUCCAAUCCACCUUAAAUCAACACUCAUCAUCAUCACCAACAGCAUUAUCAUCAGAAUCAUUACCAUCAUCAUCAUCCUCAUCAUCAUUAAUAAUAUCAAGACCAACGACUGAUCAACUUGAUAUUACUACAACAUCACACAAUACCUCGAAUACCACUACUACUACUACUACUACUACUAAUAAUAAUAAUUCCGAUACUGGUUCUGGUACUGGUUCUGGUAAUAAUAAUAGUAAUAAUAGUAUGGUUUCUGGAAUACAUGGUAAUCAAGAUCUGUCCAACAAUGUAUUCCGGAAUAAUCCGAACAAUCCAUUCUGGGGAAUCCCUUCGUCUAUGGACUGGACUGAAUGGAACGAGUGGAAUCAACGAACACAAGGGUCUGCUACAUGGCAGCCAUUGAAUUAA